Messenger RNA from Ostrinia nubilalis (European corn borer), 744 nucleotides. RefSeq names its product phenoloxidase-activating factor 2-like. Gene Ontology annotation, biological process: proteolysis. Lineage: Eukaryota; Metazoa; Arthropoda; Insecta; Lepidoptera; Crambidae. The record is from RefSeq and is a predicted model, not a curated record. The transcript is spliced from 5 exons. Gene Ontology annotation, molecular function: serine-type endopeptidase activity. The coding region runs from base 1 to 744 and encodes 247 amino acids.
AUGGCAGGAAGUUUUUUUCAGGCUCUUGUAUUUACGAAGCAAAAUAACUAUUUAGCAGGAGGUGUUCUAAUCAAUCGGUUCAACGUCUUGACAGUUACGCACAGGCUCGUAAAAUAUGUGAUUUUAGACAAUGCUCCAGACGUAAAAGUGCGGCUUGGUGAAUGGGACGCUGAAGGGAGCUACGAACCUAUUCCCUUCAAAGAGUUUAAUGUGUCGAAGGUGUUUACUCACCCCUUGUACAACGAAAGCUCCCUUCAAUUCGACAUCACAGUGCUUCGCCUGGAAAGCCCUGUGCCACUACCUCCAGCUAAAGAUUCUGUAUCUACGAUCAAUACAGCAUGCCUGCCUCCAACAAUGAAUAGUAGCUAUGUUGGUCAAAGGUGUAUGGUAGCAGGAUGGGGCAAGAACAUGUUUGGUGUGCAAGGCAUGUAUCAGCAAAUACUUAAAAAGGUGGAUGUGCCUAUCGUCGCCUCUGCCACAUGCCAGACGCAACUACGAACUGCCCGGCUCGGCGCUAACUUUGUGCUGGACACGACCUCUUUUAUCUGUGCCGGUGACCAGGCUAACAAGGAUUCUUGUACGGGGGACGGUGGUUCAGGACUGGUGUGCCAAGUGAACCGGCAGUGGGUGGUGGUGGGCCUGGUGGCGUGGGGCCUGGGCUGCGCCAGCGCAAACGUGCCCGGCGUCUACGUCAACGUCGCCGGCCUGUUGCCAUGGAUACAGCAACAAAUAGAUGCUGCGUGA